ACACCAACAUGGAGCUUUUGAAGCGAUCCUGGGAAGCCACACUAGCCAAGCAUGAUGUCCUUCGAACAAGCUUUCAUGAAACGACAGGGAAGGGGGAGUCAUGGAUUGGAGCCGUGCACAAGCAACCGGAAGUGAGAUGGGACAAUGUCGACCUAUGCUACAUCGAGCCUCCAGAUGAGUCUGCCGGUGCCGGAAAGGCCGCCGAAAAGCCAGCUCCCGAGAAAGGUCGACAUUCCAGACUUACCGGCAACCCCUAAAAGUUCAUGCAAGCUGAUGCCUUUUUUUCAGAUCAAGCCCCAACCCCAGCCAAGAAACCCAUAAUCCCCAAAAGCAAACGCAAGACCAAGUCCAAGAAGACAGCCAAAUACGUCGACAAGCGCCAAGCCAAGAACACAGACGACUUCAUGGAAGACCCCUCACUGUACGAGAGCUUCGACCGCAAGAUCCUCUCAGACAACGAUUACGGCCGACUCAACCUCGAUAGCGGCACCUUCUGGGACGUGCCUUCGGCCGAGGAGGAGCUGCGGGUCGAGCUACAGCGUAUCACCAGCGCCGUUAGCUAUCCUGACAAAUCCGCGUUCGCGAGGCCACCGGUCCAGAUCACGAUUUUGCGAAACGAGGAAGAGGUGGUUUUUGUGGCUUCUCUGCAUGAUGCGGUUUUUGCGGCGCCGGAGAAACCGCCGGUCGAGUCGGUGUUCGAGGACUUAUGGCGGACUUAUCAUGCGGAGGAUCCGACGUCAGAACAGGCGGCGACGCCGUUUUGGUUGAAUCGGAUCAAGAAGUAUCAGGCGGUUAAGUCUGCAUCGGGGGAGGAGAAUGAGGGUGAGGCGGAACAGGAAGGGGGGGGUGAGGACAUGUUCAUGUAGCUUGUGUCGUGUAGGAUGUCGUGAUCAAGCUACAGCCAUUCAGAAAUGGACAUGUUAGCAUGAUGUAUAGAUAGCUUUAAAAGUAA
Pseudomassariella vexata is the source of this 952-nucleotide messenger RNA. RefSeq lists its product as uncharacterized. The coding region runs from base 264 to 866 and encodes 200 amino acids. NCBI's taxonomy places the organism in Eukaryota, Fungi, Ascomycota, Sordariomycetes, Amphisphaeriales, Pseudomassariaceae. The transcript has a single exon. The record is from RefSeq and is a predicted model, not a curated record.